Plasmopara halstedii is the source of this 2700-nucleotide messenger RNA. Its product is annotated as transportin-like protein. The transcript has a single exon. The record is from RefSeq and is a predicted model, not a curated record. Gene Ontology annotation, molecular function: small GTPase binding; nuclear import signal receptor activity. Bases 1 to 2700 code for a protein of 899 amino acids. Lineage: Eukaryota; Oomycota; Peronosporomycetes; Peronosporales; Peronosporaceae. Gene Ontology annotation, biological process: protein import into nucleus. Gene Ontology annotation, cellular component: nucleus; cytoplasm.
AUGAGUAAUACGUGGCAGCCACAAACUGCAUUACUUAAUGAGGUGGUUUCUCUUUUACAGGCCUACAUGGUUCCUAAUAAUCAGGUUCAACGCGAGUCAUAUCAGCGUCUGCAGCAGUUCCAGGAGAAUCUUGAGUUUAAUCUCUACCUCGUUCAUCUGCUCUGCUCUGCACAGACCGAGCCGAACGUACGUCAACUGGCUGGACUUCUGCUCAAGCGCAACAUUAAAGCUCGCAAUGCCAACGCUGUACCUACUCCUACUGAGACUGAAAUUCUUGCGGUCAUUCGCGCACAAACUUUAAGCGUAUUGGCUGACCCGCUGGCACCUAUUCGUAAUGCGGCUAGCUCUAUUAUCACCACAUUUGUGUCUCAGUACACUUUUCUAGAUGAAUGGCCAGAACUUAUGCCGGCGUUGCUCUUGUUUCUGGAACAACAGGACGAAAACGCUGUAGCUGGCGCUUUUGGUGCACUGGUUAAGAUUUGCGAAGACUCUGCCGCGAAACUUGAAAAUUCACCCAGUCGUCCGCUUAAUGGGCUUGUGCCUAAGCUGCUACAAUACUUUCACCACCAGAAUGCAAACUUUCGUCGCGACGCACUUGAGUGCCUGAACAAUGUGCUCAUUUUUAUGCCAAUGGGAUUAGUGGUGCAGAUGGAAAACUUUCUGGCCGGCAUUUCGCUACUUACACAGGAUCCGUCAAAUGAAGUACGCAGACUUGUUUGCAAGAGUAUCGUCAUUCUGCUUGAAGUGGGGGUCCAGUAUCUUGUGCCGCAUCUGGAUAGUAUCAUCCAGUUUAUUCUGCGAGCAAAUCAGGACAAAGAUGAGAACGUGGCAAUUGAAGCUUGCGAAUUCUGGUCGUCAUUUUGUGACCUGCGUGAGUUUAAUGAUAUGAAAGCUAUGCUACAGCCGUAUUUGGUGCAAAUCAUUCCAUUGCUAUUUCAGCGAAUGGUAUAUAGUGAUGAAGAUUUGGCAAAUUUUGAAGCUGAUGAGCACAACCAAAAUGAGAAUCUACCUGAUCGACCCGAGGACAUCAAGCCCAUUUUACACCGCAAGGGCCACGGAAGCGGUAGUCUUAAUGAUGACGAUGAUGACGAUGAUGACGAUGACGAUGACGACGAUGACUCGCUGCUGGAAUGGAAUCUUCGUCGUUGCUCAGCUGGUAGUCUUGACAAUUUGGCCAACGGCUACGGAAACGAGAUUCUGCCGACGUUGUUGCCUUUGCUACAGGAACGUCUUGCACAAGAGCAGCCAUGGCCGCUCGUAGAAAGCGGUAUCCUGGCGCUAGGUGCCAUUGCAGAUGGCUGUUAUAAUGGAAUUACGCCUCAUCUACCACAGUUGUAUCCAUUUCUGCUACAGAAGCUAGAGGAUCCUACUCCGCUCAUUCGAAGUAUUACAUGCUGGACAUUAAGUCGUUAUGCAACGUGGGUUGUAGAGCAGAAUAAUCAUGAUUUUCUUUUCCGACCGCUUGUUGAAGGUAUGCUGAAACGCAUACUCGACCCUCACAAGAAAGUUCAAGAAGCUGCUUGCUCGGCGUUUUGUACUUUAGAGGAAGAAGCGGGUGAAAAGCUGGUGCCUUAUUUGACGCCUAUUUUGCAGAACCUAAUGUUUGCAUUUGGCAAAUAUCAGGCCAAAAAUUUACUUAUUUUGUACGAUGCUAUCGGGACGCUUGCUGACUCAGUCGGUGAGAAUUUGAAUCAUCCUGAGCUUAUUAAAAUUCUCAUGCCUCCACUUAUUGCUAAAUGGAAUGCUCUGGACGAUCGAAGUCGCGAGAUUCUCCCGCUUUUCGAGUGUCUGGCGCCUGUUGCGCAGGCGCUUGGCAAUGGAUUUCAAGAAUUUGCCGUGAAUGUGUAUGUUCGAUGUCAGCGUAUCAUAGAGAAUGAGCUGCUCGCUGACGCUAUGUCGGAGCAAAGCCCGGACGAAUUUGAUGAGGGCGAUGCGGAGCUUAUUGUUUGUGCUCUGGACCUUAUUUCGGGUCUGAUUGAGGGAUUACAGAACAAUAUUGAAGCUCUGCUCACUGGCUCAAAUUUGUUAAAUUUACUCAUGAGCUGUGUGCGUCACGACGUGAUGGACGUGCGGCAGAGUGCCAUGGGCGUCGUGGGUGAUCUGGCAAAACAUGCACCAAACCUUCUUCGAAGCAGUCUCAGAGAUCUCUUACCGGUUUUAAUUGAGAAUAUUGACCCUGACCUUCCUACUGUAUGCAACAAUGCAAGCUGGUCGGUAGGCGAAAUUGCCAUCCGGAUCGGCGUCGAGAUGGAGCCGUAUGUCGAAAGUUGCUUAGCUCGUCUUAUCGGUAUGAUCAAUCGGCCAAAGUUACCGCGCAACUUGGUGGAGAAUUGUGCAAUUACGAUCGGACGACUUGGGUACGUUUGCCCAAGCGUAGUGGCGCCACACCUUCAAGAAUUUGCCAAGUGCUGGUGCCGCGCGCUUGCUCAUGUGCGUGCUCCAGAGGAAAAGGAGCACUGCUUUUUAGGGCUGUGCUACAUGGUCAAAGCAAACCCGAACGGCAUUGUCGCUGAUUUUAUGUUUAUGUGCGGUGCUAUUGCGUCAUUGGAAGGUCCACAGAUUCAGCACGCAGAGUUAAAAGACAUGCUUUAUCAGAUCGUGCAUGGCUUCAAAACGAGUCUAGGCGAUAAUUGGGCCGCAUAUUUCGCAAGUUUCCCGGAGCCCUUGCGGCAAUUCCUUACGACUCGCUUCAAUGUGUAG